ACUGCUCUGAUUGGCUGUGAGAAAGGCCUGUGCAGAGUCAGUCCUCUUAUUAGGUCCAUGUAGGCUGCAGGCUGGCCACACUCGCCUGGGCUGUGGUGGGCACUGCUCCCCGCGAGACAGAGGUUGGAGGACUGCUCCCGCUCCCGAGACGGCUCGAGUCACUUGCUUCAUAUUUGUCUUCCCGUAGGAUUUUAUCCUAUACUUGGUUCACGGCUUUGAAAGAGGGCAUUGAACUGUCAAUGCAUGCUCGUGUGGUAAAAUUCAGCUGGCUACUUUAAACAGAGGAAGAUGCAGAUCAUGGGCCUGGUGGCCUGUCUUGUCCUUGGGAUCCUGCUUUCUGGGGGGCCCACGGGGUCCAUAUCACCUGUGGACCCUGAAGCAAACAUGAAUGUGACUGAAAUAAUCGGGUACUGGGGAUACCCGAGUGAGGAGCACACGGUCCAGACAGAGGACGGGUAUAUUUUGAGUCUUCACCGGAUUCCUCAUGGCCGGAAGAACCAUUCUGACAAAGGUCCCAGACCAGUUGUCUAUCUUCAGCAUGGCUUUCUGGCAGAUUCUAGUAACUGGGUCACGAACCUUGACAACAGCAGCCUGGGCUUCAUUCUGGCCAAUGCUGGUUUUGAUGUAUGGCUGGGGAACAGCAGAGGAAACACCUGGUCUCGGAGACAUACGACUCUCUCUGUUUCUCAGGAUGAAUUCUGGGCCUUCAGUUUUGAUGAAAUGGCAAAAUAUGACCUACCUGCUUCCAUUAACUACAUUGUGAAUAAAACUGGUCAAGAACAAGUGUAUUAUCUGGGUCAUUCUCAAGGCACCACUAUAGGUUUUAUAGCAUUUUCACAGAUACCUGAGCUGGCAAAGAAGAUUAAAAUGUUUUUUGCCUUGGCCCCUGUGGUGUUUCUCAAUUUUGCCUCGAGCCCUUUGGUGAAGAUUUCUAAGUUGCCAGACGUUAUUAUUGAGGAUUUGUGUGGACACAAACAGUUUUUACCCCAGAGUGCCAUCCUGAAAUGGCUGGGCACUCAUGUUUGCACUCACGUCGUCCUGAAGGAGCUUUGCACAAAUCUCUUCUUUCUUUUAUGUGGCUUCAAUGAGAAGAAUUUAAAUACGUCUAGAGUGGAUGUGUAUACAUCACACUGUCCUGCGGGAACCUCGGUGCAAAACGUCUUACACUGGAGCCAGAUUGCUAGACACAAUAAGCUUCAAGCUUUUGACUGGGGAAGCAGUGCCAAGAAUUAUUUUCAUUACAACCAGAGCUACCCUCCCUUGUAUGACUUAAAGGACAUGCCUGUACCCACUGCUUUGUGGAGUGGAGACCAUGACUCGCUGGCAGACCCCAGUGAUGUCAACAUCUUACUGACUCAGAUCUCCAACUUGGUGUACCACAAGCGCCUCCCUGAGUGGGAACAUCUGGAUUUUCUCUGGGGUUUGGACGCCCCCUGGAGGAUGUAUAACGAAAUAGUCACUCUACUGAGGAAAUACCAGUGAAAGCCAGACUUGAGAUAUGUACCCUUUAGUAGGGCAAAAGGAUGUUUGCUUCAUUUCUUCAAAAUACUUGUGUUUUCCUUGCCUAAAUCUCUUGUUUUAUAUGCAAGAAGAUGAUGGCUUUGAGGAUAUCCGUGCUCUCUAGUUAGUUAGAAGCACUCUAGUUGUCUUAUGCUUAUGACUAACAAUCUAGCGUCACAGCCAGUGAUGCCUUUGGAAGUCUUUAAAAGAUGUAGGUGAUGUGUGAAAAUGUCAUUGUAAUCAUUAUGUUACUUUUUAACAAUUGUUUUUGGUGUAAGCGUGCCACUUAUAUGUGUGUGCUAUGCGCUGGCCAGAUCUGUCUUGUGUGGAGAUCAGGGCUAGCAUCAGGACGUCUUCUUCAGACACUCAUCAUCUUAAUUUUGAGGCAGGGUCUUUCACGGAACAUGGAGCUUGCCAUUUCAGCUAGACUGACUGACCAAUGAGCCUCCAGGAUCUGUCUGUCUCCAGCUUCCCUCUCACCAAUGCUGGGCUUAUAGGUACAUGAUGCCCCACCCAGUAUUUUUACUUUGGUUGUAGGGGUAUAAACUCAGGUUCUCAGGCUUGUGGAACAAGCACUUUUCCCACCAAGCUAUCUCCCCAACCCCUCCGUAAUUUAAAAGCUAUGCAGUUACCUUUCUAUUACCACCAGACACAAGUAAGAGCAUAUAGGACACUUCAAGUUAUCAUUUUUGUUAGCACAGACAAAUCUGUCUCUGAUUUGAACUCAGUAUGAAGAAUACCUUGUUCUGAGCUUGACAUGGGCCCUCAGGAAACUGAGGCAGGAAGACCGAUGCUAGGUUUGAGGCUUAUCUAGAGAGUGAGACUUUAUCUCAAAAAACCAAAGACAGAGGAAAAAAGCAAAACCAAAGUGCUCAGUUACCAUCUUCUUGUCUUAGAUGCUCUCCAGUCCAGUGUUCCUGUGUUUACCUGCCUAAACAACAUUUUUCCUGCACUAACUAUCUAGUCAAAUCAGUGUUACUCCAGCCUUGUCAGCAAUAUUCUUUCUUCAAGUUUUAUCAAACCUCAAUAACAAGUGUUUAGCAAAUAUUCAUAUUUUUUAGGCCAAGUCAAGAACAACAACAAAGCCAAGAAUCAUGAAAAGCCAGAUUGCACUGAAUAAAAAAAAAUCUCUUGUAAACACCUUGAAGGUUGGUGUACUCAGCUGUGUGUGUUCCUAGGUGGCAGGCCAUCAGGUCACUUUUCUGUGAAGAAACAUCCUGUGGAGGGGCAAACCACUAAUUUUCCAGAAGUGAGUGUGCAGCUCCUGUGAUGGUGUCUGUGUGAAGCCAAAGGCGGCUGCUUGUCACAGGCAUCCUGGUUCAUUUUUCCUACAAAUGAACUGGAUGCUUUCAGAUCAAAGUUCAGCUCAGGAAUUCUAUUCUGCAAACCAGUGUUGUAUGCAUUGUGUUGUGUGGAGGAGGCCCGUGUUUGUGUGUCUGCUCACUAUUGUCAGCUGAAUGGUAGUCGAUGAUAAGUUUUCUCACCUAGUUACCUUAGAGGCAGCAGUAUUACUUGAUGUUGGCUCAUACAUGCAAGCAGCAUGAUACAACUCUGUAACAUUUUAAAGGUUCAUAUUUGAACUUUUCAAUAAAGUCCAGCCUCACAGGCCUGAA
Mesocricetus auratus (golden hamster) is the source of this 3113-nucleotide messenger RNA. It is a transcript of the gene Lipa, whose product is annotated as lipase A, lysosomal acid type. Lineage: Eukaryota; Metazoa; Chordata; Mammalia; Rodentia; Cricetidae. Gene Ontology annotation, biological process: sterol metabolic process. Gene Ontology annotation, cellular component: intracellular membrane-bounded organelle. The transcript is spliced from 10 exons. The record is from RefSeq and is a predicted model, not a curated record. Gene Ontology annotation, molecular function: sterol ester esterase activity. Bases 289 to 1482 code for a protein of 397 amino acids.